AUGGCUACCAUUACGCAAACUGACACCGCUACGACGGAGCCUGUCUUUGAGCUUCGCGAUGUAACGAACCCAAGAGAUGGCUCACUUGACGACAAUCCACCUCAAUCAGCAUCCAACAAACCUAACACUGUAGAACUUCUCAAAAUAUUCAGUGCUGGCUUCUCAUUCUUCGUCGCAGGCGUCAAUGAUGGAAGUAUCGGCGCGUUGGUACCUCACAUCAUUCGCGACUACGAUGUCACGACCGCUAUCGUCUCAUCAGUAUAUGGCGCAAAUUUCAUGGGCUGGUUCUUUGGCGCCUUUUCAAACACUCACCUCUGUCAAAUGGUCGACCUUGGCUCCAUGCUUGCUCUAGGUGCUGUCCUGCAAGUCAUCGCCCACGCUCUUCGGGCUUGGAAACCGCCGUUCGCGCUAUUCGCUGUCACAUUCUGGUUGGCAAGCCUGGGGCAGGCCUAUCAAGAUACACACGGAAAUACGUUUGUCGCUGGAACAAAAGGUUCGCAUCGAUGGCUAGCAUUUAUCCACGCCAUGUACAUGGCCGGCUGUCUUGUCGGACCAUUUGUUGCGACAGGCAUAGCUUCAGUAGGAAGCACUUCAAGGUGGUACCUCUUCUAUACUUUCCCGCUUGCUAUUGGUGUACUCAAUGUUGCGUUCGUGGUCUAUGCGUUCUGGGAUACCCUCAAACUCAAGAGAAAACAGAAGCCGAGUGAGACGACACUGGAAGCUGACGAGUCCCCUGCAUCAAGAAAUGAAGACGCGUUAUCUCUGAUCAAGGAGACUCUCAGAAACAAGAAUGUUUGGCUCGUUAGUAUGUUCUUUUUCUUCUUCCUUGGCGCUACACUCACUGCCAGCGGAUGGGUGGUGGAGUACCUUGUUGAUGUGCGCAACGGUGAUCUCAACCAGAUGGGAUUUGUACCUGCUGGAUUCAGCGGAGGGAUACCCCGAGCCCUGGUCGUCGCUAAUAAUUCCAGCGUUCCAAAUAUUAUCGCUGCAUCCAUAGCAAUCAGCCUUCUAGGUUUCUUUAUGGGUCCAUACUUUGCAACAGGCAUCGACGUUGGUUCCAAAUUGUUCAACCCGCGCAUUCAAUCUACAGCUUUGGCAUUCGUUUUUGUUUUUGCUCAGCUUGGAGGCUGCAUGUUUCCCAUCAUCACUGGCCUUGUGGCAGCUAGUGCCGGCGUUGGAGUUUUGCAGCCUGUUCUUUGUGCCCUUUUGGUUGCCACAGCUAUCUCAUGGUUGUUUGUUCCGAUGCCCAAGGAGAGUGACAAUCCGACAUUGCACCAAGAGUGA
Fusarium graminearum PH-1 is the source of this 1284-nucleotide messenger RNA. RefSeq lists its product as uncharacterized. Gene Ontology annotation, molecular function: transmembrane transporter activity. Gene Ontology annotation, cellular component: membrane. The transcript has 4 exons. Lineage: Eukaryota; Fungi; Ascomycota; Sordariomycetes; Hypocreales; Nectriaceae. Gene Ontology annotation, biological process: transmembrane transport. The record is from RefSeq and is a predicted model, not a curated record. Bases 1 to 1284 code for a protein of 427 amino acids.